Molecule: messenger RNA, 700 nt
Organism: Lymnaea stagnalis (great pond snail)
Lineage: Eukaryota; Metazoa; Mollusca; Gastropoda; Lymnaeidae
Source: the annotation of a GenBank genome assembly
GAAAAAAGAAACGCUUAACACAUUUUACAAAUUCAUUAACCGACAAUACAUAUUACAUGAGAUAUUUUAAUCACAUGUACGUAUAAUUGAACACUUUUGUAAACGAACUAUUCUAAACAGUAAUCACCAACGUUUUCAAAUUAAAAGAAGUUUUAUAAAAAAAAUGACUUCAUUUACAUUUUACUUUGGAGCAGCAAUCUUAGCCAUCUUUAUGGUUGAGGCAACAAGCUACGUCAUUGGGGGAGGUGUGAACACGGAUUUCGGUUCGGUUGAGAACCAGCCGAAUUGGUUACAAUCAGCAUUGUCGUCUGCCAGAAACUACAGGAGGAAUCACAGGCAGCACAAGAAACCCAAGAAAUCUCGAAUCGCUUUUCCGGGUCUGGUUCACACGGAGACCUGGACGAGUUUUGAUAGCGUGCGCAGCCCAUUUCUAAGAAACAAGAGACAGGCUCAGUGCGCGCUGCCCUCUGACCUGCCACAGAUGGUCAUGGCCUUGAACCGUGACCUCGACGUGCCUCAGUUCCUUGGCCUGACGCGGCAAGGCACGGGCUACACACCCUUGCCAUUAGACCAGCCAGCUAAAAACGACUGCCCAAGACCGACCGGAUCCUGGUGGCCGAGACAAGCAACGAAUCUGAAGUCAACAUGUCCGUGGGUGAUGGAGGAGAAAGACCUGGGAGAGGAAUACUUCCCGAGGUAA